AUGUCUUCACCGAGAAAACGUAGAAUCGACUCUGAUGCUGAGUGCAAAACUCCAACCAAACUUAAGAGAGUAAGUGAAAAGUGAAAAAUUAUUGUCGUUUUUAUUUUCUCCUUUGUCUUGACUCUUCCACAGAUAGGUUUUAGCAAAUGUAGAUGGAUAAUAUUUAAUUCUUGAUUUAGGAGGAGUUGGAGGAGCGGCUAAGCGACUCUAUUAAGCGAAACAAGGCUGUUCUGAAGUUGGAUUGGGCUGAACUGUCACAAGACUGCGAGGGGACUGAAGUUGAAAGCCAUGUUCAUAUUGAGAUGAGUACUGAGGUCGAAGAAGAAUCAGUUGGGGUCAGGACAAGAUCGAGGAAGAAUAGAACUCCCAAGAGAAAUGCUGAUGCUGGUAAACCAAAGUAAGCUUUGAUUUCCUUUUCAAGAUUUUAGGUAUUCUUCCAAUUUGGAGAUUCGUUCAAUCUAAUAUCUGAUUUAAUUUAGGUUCGAGAAAGUUUUGGAUCUGACAGCGGCUAUGACGACCGUUCAAGACGAAAGAAUUCAAAAGCUAAAGAAGGAUAAGAAACGGGCGGAAGAGGGCACUCCCUCCAGAACUUCUCGACAUGCGAAUAAAGGGUGUGAAGACAGAAAGAGACAACAUUCAGUGAGCUCUGUGGCUACCAAUGAUCCGGCGACUCCUGGUAGCUCUCGGCCAAGAAGGAAGAAUGCUCGAGUUGACGGGACUCCAACAAGUUCCAGUCGUGCUAAUUCGGCUGUUUCAUCUCCACGGACACCUAGGAAUCUUUCUCAAAGGUAAAUUAAUGUUGUAGAAGUUAAUUUUAUGGGUUCAGACUUCGUUUGGAAGACACUGUUAGUCCAAAGCCUAAGGAUGACUAUGUUGACCCCAAGCUCGGAUGGUGCGAGGAUGAGGCUACUUUGAAACGAAGGACCAAGGUCGGUAGUACAUGGUUAUAAUAGAGUACUUUUAAGUCGUUGCUUCUGUAUACUGAUGGAUUUAAUUGCAGGAAAUCGAGAAAGCCAAGGAAAAGGAUGUCUAUCAACGUUAUUGCACUGAAGUCCAAAAGACCGCUCGUCAAAAUGGAAUCCAUCCACGCACUCCUAACAAGUACAUCAACUAUUCGAGGAGGAAUUGGGACGCUCAAAUCCGUCAAUGGAAACGCGCUCUCUACGCUUGGGCCGGUGAAUCUUGUCCAUCCUCGGUGAACACGUCCAGAGCUUCAUCGGUGUGCGAAUUCCGCGACAGUGAGGAAGAGAAUACCCAUAAGGAAAUCAAGCAAGUCAUCAGGACCUACGCCUCGGUCCUGGACAAUCCCGACAACAUGGCCUCUCUUCUUGGGCACUUCGACAUGAACACUCGAACUCAAGUCACUCUCAUGGCCGACGAGUCAACGCUAAAGGCAGCCAACCCCACCACUAAGGGGCCAAUUGACUUUAGCAACAUGAAGGCACAGUAA
This is a messenger RNA of Bursaphelenchus xylophilus (pine wood nematode), 1450 nucleotides long. The record is from the annotation of a GenBank genome assembly. Lineage: Eukaryota; Metazoa; Nematoda; Chromadorea; Rhabditida; Aphelenchoididae.